Dibothriocephalus latus is the source of this 798-nucleotide messenger RNA. NCBI's taxonomy places the organism in Eukaryota, Metazoa, Platyhelminthes, Cestoda, Diphyllobothriidea, Diphyllobothriidae. The record is from the annotation of a GenBank genome assembly.
AUGCCGACGCCACUGAUGCUGACGGCACGAUCUCAGAAAAAUGUACUUCAACUGAUGAGCCAACUGGGAAACAUAGAGGACGAGUCGAGUGCUUGCGUUUGGGACACUGAGGCCUUCACCCUGCUUUGCAGCAUUACUCAGUCCCUACAGGGCCGUUGGAUAAACCUAGUGACUUUGGAUCUCAGCAAACUGGUGAUGCCCCUCAAGGAUCUACUCCAGCUCUUUCGCAUUCCAACCCCCGAUGGCGGAGGCUCCCCCUUCUUCUGCCUCCGCCAGCUCUCUGCUGUCUUCACCCAAGUCAGUUUUCCCACAGGAACUGGGGAAUCGAAGGUGGACACUGCAACCGAAGUCCAACCGCCUCCGGUUCUUGACUCAGCGGAACUCUGCUCCGUGCCCAAUGUGCAGAUGAACUGCACUUACCUGGGCGAGUUGAUGCACCUAGUUAGCCAUGUCAGCCGUCUUACACUACGUGAUCGGGACAGCUACGUGGCGCACCCCAACGAUUCUUGGUACACCUGGUACUGCCGGGGAAAAUUCCCUACCGUCUAUCCUAAUCUCACCGACCUCAAGGUGACUGUCUUUUCGGAGUUCCUCUCAGUUCUGACCCGGGCCAGGCCCGAAGGUCUAUCCGCCUGGUUUCCCCUCCUCAAGACACUCAAUUUGCAUGCACAUGGAAAUUACAUUUGUCGGAGGGAUCUGGAGAAGUACAGGGAAGCCUUAAAGGACAUUGAUGUGGUUGUAGAUAAGAAUGUGCGCUUUUUUGAUGGAGGACCACAAUGGGAACGCGUAACUCUCUGA